This is a messenger RNA of Mustela lutreola (European mink), 942 nucleotides long. Its product is annotated as cancer/testis antigen family 45 member A8-like. Lineage: Eukaryota; Metazoa; Chordata; Mammalia; Carnivora; Mustelidae. The record is from RefSeq and is a predicted model, not a curated record. Gene Ontology annotation, cellular component: integrator complex. Gene Ontology annotation, biological process: snRNA 3'-end processing. The transcript is spliced from 6 exons. Bases 1 to 774 code for a protein of 257 amino acids.
AUGUUCUUGUUAGAUUUGGAUCUCAGUGUGAAAAACGUCCCAUUUGCCAAUGCUCCCCCAGGGUGCACAGGCUCCACUUUUCACAAUUCAGAGCCCGCAGAGCAGCUUUCCUCUCCGUCGUGGGAGCUGUCACACAGUUCCAGCUUCAAGAGGGAGUGUUGUUGGGCCCAUGUGGACAGUGCCUGGGAUGAAGCCCACGCAGGCGACUAUAUAAACUUGAAGGGCCCUGCCUGGCAGUGCGCAGAUCUCCUCGUGGGGCCGCCCAGGACCAGCCUGGAAGUGAUGAGUGAUAAAGCAGAGGAGUCCGCUGUUGGGCCCAAAAGCCAAGUGAAACGUUCUGGAAAAUCCAUCACUCCGCCUCCAUUUAAGAAAAGGCUGAGCAUGCCGCUGCUGUCAGUGAGAGAGGAAGGAGAGGGAUCAUCCCAGCCUGGGGCCUCAGCCGUGUCCUCGGAAGAUGAUGAGCCCAAGGGCACAGCAACGUCUGUGUGGGAAGAUGUGCCAGAUCAACUGCCAAUACCAGUGAAAAUCAAUAUGGAAAUAAAACUGCAAUUGAAGAAGGAAAUCCGAUAUUUUGAAGGAAAAUAUGGAAAAAUCCUCAAAUUGCUUGAGGGAGUGCAAGGACCUCCGGAAGUGCACAAAAAAUUUGCUGUAUAUGCCAUGAAGGAAGCGGCAAAAUUUAAAAGAGAAGGCUUAAUAAGUCACCUUGAGAAGGUACUAGAGAAAAUAGAACGCGACCAGUUUCUCAACAAAGGUGAUGGCUCCCCAAGCUUUUAAUCCCGUUAUGGCAAUCAUCAAUGAGAAAGCAGAGCCAAUUGGCUGUCCUGGAAUGCGACCAGAUAUUGUUGAUGGCUCCUAGCAUGAUUAGCUAAGAAAUCGUCUUCUUGGGGCUAAGGAAAAGCGUUGCAACUUUCAUGUUAUAAGUUUCUGUUAGUAAAAGUUGGC